Molecule: messenger RNA, 3169 nt
Organism: Centruroides sculpturatus (bark scorpion)
Lineage: Eukaryota; Metazoa; Arthropoda; Arachnida; Scorpiones; Buthidae
Product: protein salvador homolog 1-like
Exons: 4
Coding region: 1-435 (144 amino acids)
Biological process (GO): apoptotic process; hippo signaling; regulation of cell population proliferation
Molecular function (GO): molecular adaptor activity
Source: RefSeq, a predicted model, not a curated record
AUGGGCGAGUAUCAAAACUUGAAAAUACAAAAAAAAUUAAAUUUUAUUAUAAUCACAAAAAUUGUUCAGUAUGAGCAUCCGUGUGCCACUCAGUACGGUCAACAAAACUGCGGAAUCCAACCGACACUGUCCAUUGCUCAAACGAGGCAGCCUCCUCCGAGACAUACCGAUUUCCAUCAGCAUAAUGUUUUAGUUCCUGCAAAUCCAUAUUUAACAGAAGAAAUUCCUCAUUGGCUUUAUGUAUAUUCGAGAGCACCGCCAGAACUUGAUUAUAAGUUAAAGUGGCAAUUAUUUCGUCUACCCGAAUUAGACUGCUUUCAGGGAAUGUUAAAUAGAUUGCAUCGACAAGAAUUAGAAGGUAUAGUCAUGAAAUACGAAGCAUAUCGUCUGGCGUUACUUCGCGAGAUGGAAAGAAGACUUAUUGAACAUCAGUAGCUUUUCUUAGGUUUUAUUUUAUUAUGUAGCAAAUAUUUUAUGUUUAGUUUUAGAAGGAAUUAAGAUUUAGCCGCUUUAAUGAUUUUAAUGGCAUAAACUUUUAAAUGUUGAUGACAUCUAAAAAUAUUUAGAAGUCUUAGAAUGAAAAAAAGAGAGCAUUUUAUUGAUAAAGAAUUUAUCACUAUUAUUUACAUUGUUUUUUGAAGCAACAAUCAGUUAAAUUGUUUAGCAUCUCUAAUAAUUGAUUCCAUCUAAUUUUGUUGUUAUUUCCAUUCUAAAUGACAUAAAAGUGUUAGAAGUAGGUUUUAUUUUUAGUUUUAAAAACUUGCAGAGAAUUGCUAUACCAGAAUUUUAAGUUGUAAAUCAAAGUCCAAAAUAGGAAUUCUACCAAAAAACUAAAUUUCUGCUUUCAUGAUGAUUAAUUUUAGUAUCUGUGACAAAACUUGUGUAUUUUCUUGUGGGUUGUUUAUAUUAUAUUGCUAUAAAUGUGCCUUAGUAUUUUGAUGAAAAGUGAUGUUUUUUCAUGUUUUUCCAAAAAUUUUACUUGCAUUCAAGUGAAAUUUAAUUAGAAAAAUUGUUAACUUGUCUCAAAAUAUUUCCGGAUGAUAAUGGAUAUGUUAGAAUGAUCUUUAGAGAAGAAAUGCCAUUCAUUUAAAAAUUCAUAUUAACUCAUUAAUCUAAGUUUCAAAGAACAUAAACUUAGAAAGCAAUAUAACUUUUUAUGAAGAGAAGAAAAAAACAUAUUGAAUCACAAAAUUUAAACAUAAACAGGAUGUUUAUUCAGAGUGAAAAUAUUGUAAAAUGAUGUUAGUGCUUUAGAACAAUGAAAGUUAACAUUCUGUGAAAAUUCCAUUACAGAUUUUAAAAAAGAUAUGCAAUAAGAUUUGUUUAGGAAGGUUUAUUAAAAUGUUUGUUUGUAUUCUAAACCCUUGCUCAACCAAUUACCAUUCAUUUUAUUUUAAAUACUUGAAGAUUUAUUGCUUAUCUUCAAACUCUGGUGUUGAAUUUAAUUGUAAUUUAUUGUGAAAUUUAUUUGCAAUGUUUAGUACAACUUGUUUUCCACAGAUAUUAAUAAUAUGCCACACAAGUUAGAUAAUUUGAAAAGUUGCAUUUUCAAUUAUUAAACUUCAAAUCAACGAAAGUUUAUUGCAUAUAAUAACUGUCGUAAAAAUUUUUGUUUCUAGUGGAAUUUUAAAUAUAUUUAUUACUGAAGUUAAAAAAAAUUUACUAUUAGCUGGAUAUUUUUUCUUCAAGCAGAUGAUCCUGAAAGAUGCAAUUGAUUAUAAAUUAAACUUUAACACAUUUACUGACAGAAAAAACUGCAAGUAGUAUGGGAAAUAUUUUUUAAUUGGAUUUUAGCUUUGUGCUAUUUUUAUUGCAGAGAAUUUAUCCUCUGUACUAUAUAUAUAUUGUCAGUUGUGAUAAGAUACUUAUUUAAAUUGAUAAAACGUUGUGUCAAAGUUAUUCCAGUUGACAAUUCAUUGAUAUGUAAGUAUUAUAUGGAACCUAUUUAUCUUUGGCAUCUUUCCAAAACAUAUGAUCUAGAUCAAUUAAUAUUCUGAAAAUGUAAAUAACUAAAGCCAUCAUUAAUAUUUUUGAAGUAUCUCGUGUGCACCUUUUGGAAACAAAAGUGUUUUUCUUAUUAGUCUUCAAUAUUUGCUAAAUUGUUAUAUCAUAAAUCUGCACUUAGAUUAGUAAUGGUGAUAGAAAAAAAUAUUAUAGUAUCACAAAGCAUAUCUGAGAUUGUUUUUUCAGUAGCAUAAUUAUUUGAAAUUUUCAGUAAGACUUUAAGAUUCAAAUUGCCAAUUAGGCAUUUACUUUUAUUGACAAAUGUGCAGAGUGCUUUUGAGCUGUGUGUCUACAGAUCAAAAUUUGAGUAGUUAGUAUUUAUUUACUAUUGUACUGAAUUAUUAUGACCUGUCUUCAAUAUAUAGAAUACAAAAAAAAUUAAAUUUUAUUAUAAACUGAAUGUUAUUCUGCAGAACUCAAUUACUUAUUACCAAAAAUAGUGUGAUAGAACUGUGAAAGUUACAUAUGUGCCUUUUGAAAAAUUUUAUUAAAUUAACUAAAAUGACUGAUGCAACCAAAUCCAAAGUCAAUAUUAUGAUUUGCUUUUGACUGUUACAUCAAUUGUAACAAAAGUCUUAUUGUUAGGUAAUUUUUUUCUUUUCCUUUAUAUUCUUUUAUAGAAUGCAAUCUAGUUUUUAUAUUAUAACUGCACUGCAAAAUAAAUCCAGUAUUUCAACUGCAAAGUUAUGUAAUAAAAUAUAUGCAAAGAUGACAAAGAAAUUUUAAGUAUCUAAUGUUUACAAGUUUAUGAAAAUACAUUCUUACUUAUGCAUCAAAUUCAAUAUAUACAGUACAAAAUCAAUGCACUCUUCAUUUAAAUUUUAUUCCUGUUUUUAACUAUUGUAUUUGUCAAAAUGAUAAUUGUGUAUAUAAUUUUCAAAGUAUUGAAAUUUAAUCUAACAUUCAAAAAUAUGCAUACCUAUUUUGGUAAUGAAAAUAGCAAUAUAAUCAAGACGUAGUAAAAGGUUCUCUCGAUUUUGGCACCGACUCCUAAGAUGCUUUGUUACAGGAUUUACGAUUCUGGUAGAAGUUUUUUAUAUGUAUAUACAUAUUGGUGCCAUAUUUUAGAAUUUAAACUGUAAUAAUUUGGUAGUUUUAUAGGCAAAACUUUUCUAUGUCACUCGAUGCUUAUAAUGCUUUUUAUCAUCAAUGAGUGGAGAGAUAA